Messenger RNA from Eucalyptus grandis, 1878 nucleotides. Its product is annotated as phosphatidylinositol N-acetylglucosaminyltransferase subunit A. Gene Ontology annotation, biological process: GPI anchor biosynthetic process. The transcript has 9 exons. The record is from RefSeq and is a predicted model, not a curated record. Bases 280 to 1647 code for a protein of 455 amino acids. Gene Ontology annotation, cellular component: glycosylphosphatidylinositol-N-acetylglucosaminyltransferase (GPI-GnT) complex. Lineage: Eukaryota; Viridiplantae; Streptophyta; Magnoliopsida; Myrtales; Myrtaceae. Gene Ontology annotation, molecular function: phosphatidylinositol N-acetylglucosaminyltransferase activity.
GCGGAUGAGUAGAAAGAACCUCUCUCCGUCGACCCUCAAACCCCCGAGCAACCUCCCUCCGCGCAGCACGGUGGCGCCGGCGCCGCCUCCAUCGCAGCCAGACUUUGGCUGAUUUCUCGUUCGGAUCGUCGCCGAUCUCCGAUUUGCGUUGCGCAUUCUGGUCUGCGAGCACUCGAGUUUCGCUUCGCGUGGCCCCUCCCUACGUAGCUUCCGGCGUGGCGAUAUCGUGCUUUCUUGAGUAGAAAAUUGGCUCUGAUUGUAGGGAAUGCGGACGGCCUCAUGGGCGACCGGGAAAGGCAUAGGAUCUUGAUGGUGUGUGAUUUCUUCUACCCCAACUUUGGAGGUGUGGAGAGUCAUAUAUACUGUCUUUCUCAAUGCUUGUUGAAGCUGGGACACAAGGUGGUGGUUCUGACGCAUGCGUAUGGAAAUCGAUCUGGCGUGAGAUACAUGACUCAUGGAUUGAGGGUUUAUUACAUUCCUUGGAGACCAUUUCUCAUGCAGAACGCUCUGCCAACAUUUUACGGGACGUUGCCGAUCAUGAGAACCAUCCUCGUUCGGGAAAAAAUCACGCUGGUGCAUGGACAUUCAGCUUUCUCAACUCUUUGUCACGAAGCCUUGAUGCAUGCGCGCACAAUGGGUUAUAAGGUUGUUUUUACUGACCAUUCACUAUACGGUUUUGCUGAUGUUGGCAGCAUUCACAUGAACAAGGUAUUGCAAUUUACUCUAGCAGAUGUGAGUCAGGCCAUUUGUGUAUCUCAUACUAGUAAGGAAAAUACGGUUCUUCGGUCAGGGCUUCCACCGGAGAAGGUCUAUGUUGUACCUAAUGCGGUGGACACAGCCAUGUUCACACCUGCUCCAGAGAUUCCCAGAAGUAAUGAUGAAAUUGUCAUCGUUGUUGUAAGUAGAUUGGUUUACCGGAAAGGUGCGGAUUUACUGGUUGAGGUCAUUCCAGAAGUAUGCAGAUUGUAUCCUCAUGUACGGUUUGUGGUUGGGGGUGAUGGACCUAAACGAGUGAGACUGGAGGAAAUGAGAGAAAAGCAUUUCCUUCAAGACAGAGUGGAAAUGUUGGGUGCCAUACCUCAUUCUCGUGUACGCUCUGUAUUGAUUUCUGGCCACAUUUUCUUGAACAGUUCUUUAACAGAAGCAUUUUGCAUAGCCAUUUUAGAGGCUGCCAGUUGUGGACUAUUGACUGUCAGUACACGUGUUGGGGGAGUGCCAGAGGUUCUACCAGAUGACAUGGUUGUACUUGCAGAACCUGAUCCUGUUGACCUGGUGCGAGCAAUCAAGAAAGCAAUUACUAUACUUCCCACGAUUGAUCCACAAGAUAUGCAUAAGCGUGUGAAGAAGCUCUAUGAUUGGCAUGAUGUUGCUAGAAGGACAGAGAUCGUAUAUGACCGUGCUAUGAAAUGCCCCAAUCAAAAUCUUUUGGAACGGCUCGGCCGGUACCUCUCAUGUGGAUCCUGGGCUGGCAAGCUGUUUUGCUUGGUCAUGAUCAUCGAUUUUUUGUUGUUUCGUCUUUUGCAGUUAGUUCAGCCUGCGAAUGAUAUUGAAGAAGUUCCCGAUAUGGUGAUGGCCCUCGGUGAGGGUAGCAGUGCAGGAGAUGAUAUUCCAGGGCAGAGCUCAAGACGAUGGUCGACCACUUGUUAAUGGCCUCAUUUUUUUUAUUUGUCGCUAUGUGAAACUCACACCUUUUAGAUACUUCGGACAGAGAGACCUCAAGGAAUUUUGUCAAUAGGUGAAGUGCACGCCUCUCGAGAUGUUCAAUCUCAGAUCUUGCGUUUAGUCCGUUCAUGGAUUUAAUGUAAAGACACCUAAUUACUGGAAUCUCUUGUACGUUUAGGACGUGUACGGGGUAAUACUGGUAGAAUUAUUCGUACA